AAGAAGUGGUGAAGGAGGAGGAGGAGGAGGUAGAAGAGGUAGAAGAGGUAGAGGAGGUAGAGGAGGCAGAGGAGUUAGAGGAGGAGGAGGAUGAUGAGAAGGAGGAGAGGGAGGAAUAGGAACACGAUGUCGGCGAAUUGGUGGAAGAUUGGUGGAGGGUCUGAGGGGGUACCAAUGGGGGGACCAGCGGGGGGUCGACGGGAGCGAUAUCGCGUGCGCGGGAGGGACGGGGGAUCGGGGAAGAGACGGGCCUCGAGUGGUGAGAGUCCGCAUUCCACAGACAAUGUCACGUUUUUUAAUCCCCGUUUUACUUUAUUCGUGCUAUCCUCAACGCCCGAGUAAACGUUCAAGAGGAUCGUUUUAAACUUCAUUUUCUACUUCCUUCCUAUAGCUGAGACUUCUAUUAACCAUUUGCGUAAACAAAGGAAGUAAAGGUCACCGAGGACUGUCCAAAAGCUAGCGUGCGAAGGCCAACUAACUACGUUUCCUUUUAAGAGGCGCGCCAAUUUUCGCGCCUUCCUUGUCAUAAGAAGAGAAAGAGAAAGGGGUUAGGGAGGUGGAAAGAAGAAGAAAGAAAGAAAAGCAAGCUAUAGAGGGAAAGAAGAAAGAAGGAGAGAGAAGAGACGCUCGCGAUCGUCUGUGCAAAGAAAAAGUGAAAAAUUAUCGAAAGUGAUAUGUCGGCCCUUGAAAGUGCAUUGGAUGUCCUAUCCAGAGCGGCAACGAUGGUGCAAGAAGGAGGACCAAAGUCAAUGGAUUUGCAUCGUAGGCAAAGCAGCACGAGGCGUAAAGAACGCCGAAUGGAUCCUAUUCAAAACGAAGCACUCGAUAUGUCUACUAAUAAAACCGUCACUACGACGUACCUCAGACCCAGUGUGAUUAUAUCUUCUACGUCGCAGCCUGUAAGGACAAAUAAUUGGGAUACGAUAAAUAGGUCUCAAUCAUCGUCGACGUCUGACACCGGUAAUGUUAGAAAAACGUGCAGUAUUUAUGAUUCUGCAAUAGACGAACACUUUAAACGAUCGUUAGGUCCAGAAAAAUAUGCGGCAGUUUUUCAUGCUACCGGAGCCGAUAAAGAAGUCGGUUUGAGCGUUGACGAUCACUUUGCAAAAUCGUUGGGUGAUAAAUGGACAACAUUGAAGGAACCAGUGGAUCCAAGGACCUCGUCUAAUCACGUUUCAGUUCCCUCGAGAGACAUCAAUUCGUUUCCUUCCUUUCACUGUUGCCCUUCUUGCGUUUUCCCCGAUAAAGUCGGGCCACCGUAAUGGAACUUCUUUGCUUUGAUUCAUUAUACGGAAGGGUAGAACUGUUAUACAUUACCCGUACACUAAAUAUUUUAGAGAAUGAAUUUUUCAUAUAGUGUAUAUAGUAGAAUAUUUUGAUAAGUCGCGUAUUUGUUGAAGUUAUUAUUUUCAUUGUUAACUCUCGUGCAAAAGUAAAAAAGUAUUUAUUAAACUUGUCGGUGAACGACUUGUAUAUGUAUUUAUGUAAAUAAUUGCAUAUAUUGCUCACGCACUUAGUGUAUAUCACAAUAUAUAUAUUCAAACGUGUACACACACACACACACACACAGAGAGAGAGAGAGCAUAUGCAUACACAUUUACACACAGAUACAUAACUCUGACAACGAAAAAAGUAGUAUAUAAAAGGAGCACUGCACAAUUAAACGUACAAAUAAUAUACGUUUUAUCCGUCGUUAGAUUAAACCACGAAUCGUAUGUUGGAGAGAUACAAUUUAGAAUAUACAAAAGAACAGUUUGUAUAUCUAUUGCUGACCUAUCAGGUAUUGUUCAAACAUUAAUCACGUUCGCGAUACAAAAUAAUGCUUCGUUAAUAGAUGCCGGAGGUUGUAGUUUUCUUCGUAAUACUUAAAAAUUUGUCGUUUAAACGUCGAAAAUGUAGAUUAUUUAAAAGGAGGAGUACUGAUUUCAAAUGGUGCUAGGAAGUCCGACACAAACCCCAGCACACAUAGAAGUCAGUGCUUCUGCCCUUUUAUCCUUUACGAUGUUAUAUCUUCCUCAUAAAGAUAUAUUUUUUCAUAAAAACAGUAAUUUCUAACGAAAUGACACACCUCACAAAUUCCAUAUCAUUUCCAUUUUAUAUCAUAACGCGAAAUAAAAGGAAAUGAUUGAAACGUUAUCGUCGUCGGGUUGUAUGUGAAUAAAUAAAUAAAUAUUCAUUUGAGUAGCUUUUAUAUA
Messenger RNA from Vespa crabro (European hornet), 2195 nucleotides. RefSeq lists its product as uncharacterized. Lineage: Eukaryota; Metazoa; Arthropoda; Insecta; Hymenoptera; Vespidae. Gene Ontology annotation, molecular function: transcription coactivator binding. The record is from RefSeq and is a predicted model, not a curated record. The transcript is spliced from 4 exons. The coding region runs from base 675 to 1262 and encodes 195 amino acids. Gene Ontology annotation, biological process: negative regulation of DNA-templated transcription.